CGAGAGCCGCUCCGCUGCAGCCGCCGCCAUGCAGGGCACCGUGAGGCUGUGGGUGUCGGUGCUGACUUUCGCCCUGUCGCUGCUGGUCUGCCUGGGGACGCUGGCAGAGGCGUACCCCUCCAAACCGGACAGCCCUGGCGAGGACGCCCCCGCAGAGGACAUGGCCAGAUACUACUCGGCGCUGAGGCACUACAUCAACCUCAUCACCAGGCAGAGAUAUGGAAAGAGAUCAAGCCCAGAGACACUGAUCUCAGACCUCUUGUUAAGGGAAAGCACAGAAAAUAUUCCUAGAUCCAGGUUUGAAGACCCUUCGAUGUGGUGA
Messenger RNA from Gavia stellata (red-throated loon), 322 nucleotides. It is a transcript of the gene NPY, whose product is annotated as neuropeptide Y. The record is from RefSeq and is a predicted model, not a curated record. Bases 29 to 322 code for a protein of 97 amino acids. The transcript has 4 exons. Gene Ontology annotation, biological process: neuropeptide signaling pathway; feeding behavior. Lineage: Eukaryota; Metazoa; Chordata; Aves; Gaviiformes; Gaviidae. Gene Ontology annotation, molecular function: neuropeptide hormone activity; neuropeptide Y receptor binding. Gene Ontology annotation, cellular component: extracellular region.